AUGGAGAAUGUAGAUGCGCCCUCAUCGCCGACCCCGCAGUUGGCAGAUCCCGUUCUGACUUCCGCCGCGAGCUCCGACGUGUCGAGCUCCGAAGAGCAUCUCCUCCGUAUCCUCGACGCCCCCCAUCUCGUCGUGCGUCUGAUCCAGUGCCAGCACUGUUCUCGCCCUCUACACACUCCGCUCCGACUCCCAUGCGGUAAUACGAUAUGCCGAUCGUGUCUACCGGCAGUUCGCCCCCGCACGGGCAUCACAUACCCAGUGGCGGAGGGCAGAGAAGAGGGAUUUACAUGCUACUGGGCAGGGACUAGCAAUUGCGUUGGCGAGCAUUGUGUAGGGGACUGCGGGGUAGAUGUCGUAUUGUCUAAUGUGCUUGGGCUCUUCCAGGAGGCACUAGCAUUUCCCAUGACGCAUGCCGAAGCGCCUGGAAAUUCAGACGCUAGCGGUCGCAUUGUUCAUUGGAAGGUCGAUCAGAAGGAAACAAACUCUAUGGAGGCUCAGAGUGCCACUCUGAGUCAACGUGGGUGGCUAUGGGGCUUGUACCUUCUCGCCUGGGAAGGCCAGCUUCCCUAUAGAGCAACAGAUGUCGUUUAUGAAAGCUCCACAGAGAGCGCAGACGAGCUUAUUCAUCAGCAAGACGAUCAGGUUCGCUUCGAGAAGCUCAGAGACAAGCUCCGUGCGGAAGUAGAUUGCCAAGUCUGUUAUUCUCUUAUCUUGGACCCCCUGACGACUCCCUGCGGCCAUACCUUUUGUCGAAAGUGCGUGGCGCGGGUUCUAGAUCAUACCGAUCUGUGUCCGGUCUGCCGACGAAAGGUAGGCAUGCCGGUUGCUGUUCAAUCGGAGCCUUUGAAUCGCACCAUCACUCAGAUCAUCAAUCACUUCUUUGCUGAUCAGGUUGCGGCUCGGCGCGAGGCUGAUGCAGAGGAUGAGUCUGGAGGGGAUCAGGAGAAAGAUCUGCCCCUCUUUGUAUGCACUCUAUCGUUCCCGACUAUGCCGACUUUCUUGCAUAUCUUCGAGCCUCGAUAUCGGCUCAUGAUUCGCCGUGUCGUGGAGAGUGGAAAUGGCAAGUUUGGCAUGGUCAUGUAUAACCGGCGGGGCCGAGAGCAGGGAGAUGGACUAGGUAGUACGACCUUUAUGCAAUAUGGCACCCUGCUCAUGGUUGAACGCUAUGAAUUGUUGCCGGACGGACGCAGUCUCGUGAUUGCUACGGGCGUAUCACGAUUCAAGGUCCUUGAGGCCGGCGAACUAGACGGCUAUCAUGUUGCGAAAACGGAGCGUGUUGAUGACAUCUCUUUGGCGGAGGAAGAGAGGCUGGAAGCAAUGGAAACAGCGGCCUCUGCGAUCCCAGAUCCAACAGAUCCAGUCACUACCGAACCUCCCUUGGAUUCCAUGUCGACCCAGGAACUCCUCGAUCUCUCACGCGAUUUUAUUCGUAACCAGCGACAAUCCGGUGCCCCAUGGCUUCAUCCACGUGUGAUGCUGGCCUAUGGGCCCGUCCCGACAGAUGCGGCCCGCUUUCCUUGGUGGUUCGCCAGUAUUUUGCCCAUCGCUGAGGAAGAAAAAUACCCCAUUCUCUCGGCAGUAAGUGUCAGAGAGCGACUGAAGAUCUCAGCGCGAUGGGCUCGAGAGCUGGAAUCUCGAGACUGGUCUACCCAUUCAUCACUCAACUCCGUCUUAUGA
This is a messenger RNA of Penicillium subrubescens, 1677 nucleotides long. RefSeq lists its product as uncharacterized. The transcript is spliced from 2 exons. The coding region runs from base 1 to 1677 and encodes 558 amino acids. NCBI's taxonomy places the organism in Eukaryota, Fungi, Ascomycota, Eurotiomycetes, Eurotiales, Aspergillaceae. The record is from RefSeq and is a predicted model, not a curated record.